AUGCAAACUGCACCGUCAGCACCGCUCACGGAUGUGGAUGCAAACGACAGACUCUGCCAUUCGCUGGUGUCCGAUCUUCUGAAGGACGACGAUGCGGGCGAGCAGACCGACGUUCCCGAAGAGCGCAGCGGUGAGCUGACGAUCAACGACUCGGAAGAGGAGCGGAGAUCCCCCGUCAAGCGCGAUGCGAAGCCGAUGAUGUGCGGGCAAAGAGCUCCGCCAGGCCUGCUGUUGAGUACUGCAUCGCCGGACGUGAACUCGAUGAGCAGCCCGAGCUUCCAUUCCAUGAGCACCUACAUGCCUGGAUAUGCCCCGACGAGCCGAGAUGACUCCCCAGACGAGGAGGAGGUCCUGGGGGCUUCGGAGGAGUUUGAUGCCCUCUAUCCAGUGACCGCACCUCCCGCGACUGGGCCCGAAUACGACCAGUGGUUGGCGCAGCUGCCCUCCAUAGGCUCGGCAAACCACUUCAACGGCACCUGCGAUCGCUGUUGCUUCCAUCCCAAGGGGCGCUGCUUGAACGGCUACAACUGUCAGCAUUGCCACUUCGACCAUGAGAAGCGGAAGCGCAAGAGCAAGAAGCGCACCGAACGGGCAGACCUGGGCCCCCCCGGCUCGGAGAUCGGCUCCAUUCCUCCAACCCCUCACGGCCCCCACGAGACUUUCUAUGCCCCAGCCCUUUCGGUGCCCGUGCCCCCAGCCUUCCACGACCCAGGCUUGGAGAUACCGUUGCCUGUGCCAGCUUAUAGUUCCUGGUAUCCCGAGGAGGCGCCAGUCCCAGAGGCCCUCUACCCUGGCAUAAGUCCAGACCCCACGUUACAUCGGGAUGAGUAUGUCUUCAAGCUUGAGGAAGAGAAUCGCUACCUCCGUGCCAUGCUCCAGCAUCACCUCGGCCCCGUGGCCGCGGCCGCGGCGCUGCCCCCUCCCUCCAUAGCGGCCCCCAAAGCCGAAGUGGAGUGCCCCGCCGUGGAGUGUCCUCCCGGGCUAGGCCUCGAGGUCCUCCCGGAGCCGCAGCUUGCCGCGCCCACCUCCCUGUCCGCCGGAGCUGCGCCCUUCUGCCCUGGCGUGGGCCUCACCUCCUGGUCCGAGCCAAACGCCCCGGCGUCGGCAGGCAGUGUGGCUCCCAGUGCGCUGCAUCUCGCGGGCAUGGUUCCGAAUGUUAGAUGGCCCGGUCCCGCAUGA
This is a messenger RNA of Symbiodinium sp. CCMP2592, 1179 nucleotides long. The record is from the annotation of a GenBank genome assembly. Lineage: Eukaryota; Dinophyceae; Suessiales; Symbiodiniaceae.